This is a messenger RNA of Vespula vulgaris, 2155 nucleotides long. RefSeq names its product presenilins-associated rhomboid-like protein, mitochondrial (gene rho-7). Gene Ontology annotation, molecular function: serine-type endopeptidase activity. Gene Ontology annotation, cellular component: membrane. The transcript is spliced from 9 exons. NCBI's taxonomy places the organism in Eukaryota, Metazoa, Arthropoda, Insecta, Hymenoptera, Vespidae. The coding region runs from base 180 to 1196 and encodes 338 amino acids. The record is from RefSeq and is a predicted model, not a curated record.
UGUGUCUCACUUCACUUGGAUGUAAUGUUCAGUUAUAUGUUCUAAAUAAUACGAGAUUAGUUUCGUUUUAUUCAAAAUCCUUUUGUAUAAAUUGCUCUUGCAUUUUGUCAUUAUAUUUCUUCAUGGAAUUAUAAUAUAAAAGAUAAUCCGUCGUAACGGCAUGCUAAAUCUUCUAAAGCAUGACGAUCAGGACAUUUAUGCGCCUGAGUGAUACCACGAGCAGAUGUGUUUUGAAGUUACCAUCUUAUACAGUUAAAUUACACAUACCAUAUACGUACAGAAAUGUAAGAGGUUUUAGACGAUUAAAGAAUUCUUUCAAACAACCUGAAAGUCCUUUUACAAGACUUAAUGCUGAAAAUAGACCUGUUCAAUUUUCCAAGUUGUUAAAACCAUUUGUUUUUACUAUUACGUUUACAGGAGUUACAAUAGUUACAACAGCAAUUUGGGAAUAUGAAAGUAUUAGGAAGCAAACAUAUAAAAUAAUUAAUCAUUUCAGACAAUAUUACAAUGUUAAAACAGGAUGGCGGAAAGAAAUGGAAGCAUGGUGGAGAAAUUUAACAGAUGGGCAAAGAAUGUUCGCACCUAUAUGUUUCUUAAAUGUUCUUGUAUUUCUUGCAUGGAGAGUACCUGCAUUACAAAAUAUAAUGCUAAGAUAUUUUUGUGCCAAUCCUGCUUCUAGUGCAUCAUGUUGGUCUAUGAUAUUAUCAACAUUUUCACAUUAUUCUUUAUUACAUUUGGCUGCUAACAUGUAUGUACUACAUAGUUUUAGUACAGGAAUUGUAGCAUCUUUAGGCAAAGAACAAUUUUUGGCACUUUAUUUAAGCAGUGGUGUCAUUUCUAGUUUUGCUAGUCAUUUCUAUAAAGUUGUAUUUGGUUUACCUGGUCUAUCUGUAGGAGCUUCAGGUGCAAUCAUGGGCGUUCUUGGAUUUGUCUGUACAGAGUAUCCAGAUACUCGUCUAGCUAUAUUUUUUCUUCCUAUGUUCACAUUUACUGCGAGUAUGGCAAUUAAAGUAACAAUGACUCUAGACUUUACAGGCUGCGUAUUAGGAUGGAAAUAUUUUGAUCAUGCUGCACAUUUAGGUGGUGCAUUAUUCGGAAUAUUUUGGCAAGCUUGGGGCAAUGCUAAUAUUUGGCGAAAACGGGAACCAAUAUUAAUGUUUUGGCAUGAAUUACGAAAUCCACGCAAAUCACAAUAAAUAUCGACUUUUAUAAGGAGGUAUUAUCGUGAAGAAAAAAAUUACAGAAUGUUAACAUGUUUAAUAUAUUUUUAUUGUUAACAAUUUUUAUGUAUAUCAUAAGAAAACUAUAAAAAGGUGGAGAGAAAAAGGCAAAGAAUAAUGAGCGUAAUUUAUCUGUAGCUUUGUUCAAAUGAAAGAAAUCAUAUAUUGAUUCUUUUGCAGUUUAUUUUAUUUUGUUGUACUAAUUUUAAUUUCAUUAUACUAAUCUAAAAGAAUUUUUUAUUAGUAAAAACUGUGAUAUAAAUUUUGAUAAAAAAUAUCUUUAAUUCUUUAAGUACUUCAUAUGAUGUUUAAUAUGAUCUUCGAUAAAUGUAGCUAUAAAAUAAUAACUAUGAUCAUAAGCUUCUUGAAAUCUUAAAACCAAAGGUAAUCCAGCAUCUUUUGCAGCAUUCAAUAAGUUUUCAGGCAAUAGUUGACCCUGUUUUAAGAAAUUAUCUUCUUUUCCCUAAAAUUAAUAUAUUUUUAAUAUUUAUUUUCUUUAUUUAUACAACAUUAGAUUUUUUACGUUUGACUAAGUUAAACCUGAUCUAUUAAAAUAUCCAAAGGAGGACCAUUGUAUUUUUUAGCUAAUUCUGUAGCAUCCCAGUCAUUCCAUAAGACAUUGUUUUCUGUUUCUCCAAAAUAGUUAGAGAAUGCCUUUUUACCCCAUGGGCACUGAAUUGGAUUACUAAUAGGAGCAAAUGCAGAAACCGAUUUGUACAUACCUGGAUUUUUAAGUGCACAGAUCAGUGCCCCAUGACCUCCCAUACUAUACAAAUAAUCAACGUUAAAAAUAUUAUUAACAUUAUGUCGAAAUAGCAAUUUUUGUAUUACUGUCAUACCUAUGACCCAUUAUAGACUGUUUAUCAGAGAGUAUCGGGAAUUUUUCAUUAAUCACUGAUGAUAAUUCUUUAGUAAUAUAACUGUACAUCUUGUAA